AUGGAUUUUAAUGAGACUGAGAUCAUCAAGCAGCCUCCGGCAGCUGAACUGGGCGAGAAGCUGGACCUGUACCUGAAGUACCGGCUGCCGCCCCUGGUGCGGCUGGUGCGGCUGCGGGAGCGCCACGGGCUGAUUCGGGCGCGGCUGGCGGGCGCGCGGGCGGCCACCGGGGACGUCCUCAUCUUCCUCGACUCGCACUGCGAGGCCAACGAGAAGUGGAUGGAACCCUUACUCCAGAGAAUCAAGGAGAGCCGUUCUGCUGUGGUUGUCCCCAUCAUAGAUGUGAUCGAUGACAAGACACUCGAAUAUUACAAUGGCAAUGGGCGUUACUUCCAGGUGGGAGGUUUUACGUGGAGCGGCCAUUUCACCUGGAUUGAAAUCAGUGAGACAGAGCAGAAGAGACGAGGCAGUCCAGUUGGGGCAACCAGAUCACCUACCAUGGCAGGUGGAUUAUUUGCCAUCGAGAGAAAUUACUUCUGGGAAGUUGGCAGCUAUGAUAACGGAAUGGACGUUUGGGGAGGAGAGAAUCUCGAAAUGUCCUUCAGGGUCUGGAUGUGCGGGGGCACCUUGGAGACGAUCCCCUGUUCCCGCGUCGGCCACAUUUUCCGCUCCUUCCACCCCUACACGUUCCCCGGAAACAAGGACACUCACGGACUCAACACCGCGAGGCUGGCUGAGACCUGGAUGGACGACUACAAGCGACUGUUUUACUUGUAUAGGCCAGAGCUGCAGAAUGCAGACUGGGGUGAUAUCAGUGAGAGGAAAGACUUGAGGAACCGUCUUCAGUGCAAGAGUUUCAAGUGGUACCUCGAAAACAUUUACCCAGAGAAGUAUAUCCUCGAUGAAGAUGUUUUUGCCUUUGGUCGUCUUCGUAACAAUGCAACAAAACCAGAUAUAUGCUUAGAUAACCUGCAAAGGAACGAGAAGAGCGCAUAUGAUAUGGGACUCUACAACUGCCACACCUUUGUAGCGUCCAGCCAGUUUAUUAGCAUGUCCAAAAAUGGAGAGCUUCGUAGAGAGGAUGUGUGUGCCGAGGUACCUGUAUUCUCCACACAGGUUGUGGAGAAGGUCAGAAUGGUGCGUUGCCAUGGCCAGCGCGGGAAUCAGGAGUGGGUGUUAGCAAAGACUGGGCACAUCAUACACAAAGCCACAAACAAAUGCUUGGAUAGAGGAGACAAGCAGGCCAUGGAUGAUGUGUUCGUGACUACCUGUGCAAACACAAGGACACAGCAGUGGUGGUUCGAUCAUUACCUGCCUGUCAGCUCAUACUAUCCUUGAGAUGUGACGGGACUAUAGCAAGAUCAUUUUUAUCAUUAUUAUUAUUUUUGAUUUCUUAACACUUUAUUUAUGGUGGUGUCUUUUACAUCGGGGAAAUAGUAUGAUUUUCAGCAGUAGAGAGGCAGAACUCUAAAUCAUGUGUCAUAAAGGCUCAAACUCCUACAUUAGUGAAAAUGAUACCAUACCCUGUAAAUCAAAAUUAAAUGUGUAUGAUAGAUUUUGUAAUCUCUCUUGUUUUAUAGAUAAUAGUAAUUAUUAUGAAACACCUGUAAACCAGUCAAGAAUGUAUGUGUCACGAAUGCAAGUAAUAUCUGUGAUUUCUGAAUUCCACACAAGUUAUGUGAAUGUCCUCAUAGAAGGUAACCAUAGGGUGGAUUUUGUCUUAAGCUGGCCAGUUUUAUACAAAUAAGAUGAGGACUUGGAGGUUGAGACAGAAAUAGUCAUAUGAUACUGAUAUUCAGUCGGUAGUGAGCUUUUAUACAUAUUUAUAUAUAUAUAUGAAAGUGGGCAGUGAUGUCUUUAAGUUAGUAGACGUAAUCUUUUAGGGUUUGACCUCUAAUGAGCGUAAGAUGGUGUCAUAAGAUGAUACAGUAUCAUUGAACAUUGUUAUUCUUUCCUUUCAAAGAUCAUGAUGUCAUUAGCAUUUUCUUGUUCUUCUUUCCUUUCAAAGAAUGUCAUGUGAUUAGUACUUUAUUUAAAUAUACAUAUUUGAAAAUCCUUGGCCACAAAUAAGAUUCAGGUCAUACCAGUCAGAUAGAUAGGAUAGAUUGCAAAUGACAUAUAAGUAACAAUGGAAACUAUGAGCCAGUCCUGAACUGGGUACCAAGGAUGCUUGCAGUACUGUGCGCUUCAUUUUGCAGGAUAAUAAUAAUGUGUUGUCUGCAUAAUGCAAGGAUGAAUUUGUUGAAGAAUAAGGGUCGUCAAAUGAGCUGACAAAAAAAGGAGGAAAAUGAACCGGCAGAAAAAUUAAACUCAUUGUGAUUUAGAGGAAAUAUGUACUGAUGCAAUUUUUUCCCAUUGUGAAGGAUACAAAGACAUGCCAGUCAGCUUAUUUUUAUUAUCAUUUCAUUACUAUUUAUUUUUUAUUUUACUCUUCUUUGACCAGCUUUCAGCUAGUAGAGUCUGUUGAUUUCUGCCACCUUGUUUUUUUUAGAUUUAUUGAAGAAAAUGAAAGUGCAUUUGCCUCUCUUUUAAUAUGUCAGUCUUACAAAGAGGACAGCAUUUUCAAACUUAUAUGAUAAACAGGUUGAAGUAAGGACUGAGCCGUUCAAAAUGUGAUAGGAAUAAUACUAACACUUUAAUUUUUUGAUUUACUAAUGUAUAGUGUUAUGCACAUUUUCUGUUUUUGCAUAAUUUGUUUGCAAAUAACUGGUCUUUCCAAGGAGAGCAAUGGUUACCAGAAGUAAUUAACAUAUAUUUAGGAAAUGUUUGAAAUCUUUCUCACUGAGAAUGUUUCUUUUGCCUCCUAUUAUUUUCCAUUCUUUUUUAUGUUUUGCUCUGUGGUUAUACAGAAUUCAUGGGAAGUUCAAUCAAUGGAUUUUUUUUUUUUUUCAUAUGGGAUGUGUGAUUUUGUUUUGAUUCUCUUCACAAUAGUCAAGUGAAAUGAUGAAGUAGAUUUUUAAGACAUACUUUGAGAACCUCAGUUUUUAGUUACCCAAUAAUUUCUCAAUGUUCCCCCAUGUCUCUUUCAAAGCGGGAAUGUAAAAGCUAUGUUGAUUGAUUUUUGUUUAUAUUCAAUAUAUUUUAUACCUAUGUUGAUUGAUUUUUGUUUCUAUUUAAUAUGUUUUAUUUAUUCAUUUAUUUUUUUUCCAUUUGAUCAUGAGUCAGUAUUGAGGUGCCUUUUAGAGUGAUAGUGACAGUGACGUGGAUUUCCGCACCGACACCAUUCCAUCCAUGUAUUGUUGUUUUGUGUUCAGUUUUACACACAAUGUAUGAUCAUUAUUACAUUUGCAUAAAUUGUAACAUGAGGUACAUUCCACUCUAUGUGAUCCUGUGUAUCUUAGUGUGUAUGUGCAGUAUAUGUAUGAUGUAAUGAGGAAUGUAUCUUCUCAACUCUGUACAAAUGCCAAAUGCACCACAUUAGUCUGUUUCACUGAAUUAACAUGGAUUUUGGGUCAGUAAAAUGUUUUUUUUCAAAUGAUUGCUGGAAUAUUAUGAUAAAAUACUGGUCAAGUGUGUUUUGGUUGCAAUACACCAAUUUUUGGGUGAAUUAUGGCCCUUUGUUGACUUGAGUUUUGCACUUGGGUCCUUGGAAUAGACUGUAAGUGGCAUAUGUACUAUCAUGUUGCGUUGCUGCCUAAGGAAAACAAAAACAAAAUUAAUGUACGGUUAUAUGGCAAGUUAAUAUUGCACUGGUGAAUUGAAGGGCUGUUGUGUUUAUACUAAAUUUGCGUGUGACAACAGGUUCAUAACAAGGAUUUCAGCUUUUUUCAAAAUAAUGAAUUCCAAAUUUGUGUUUUCUCAUCUCCUUUGCUCUCUCUUCCUCUUUUACAUUUUGUUUUUCCUCCUCUAUCAUAGUGUGCAGCUUUUUCCCUCCUGUCUGUAGAGUAUCUUCUUGAAUUAACCUGGACAUUAAACUGAUUCAGACAGACACAUUUCCAUUUGCUUUAGGAAAAAGAAACUUUCAGAGUGAAGUACUUGCAUGGAAAUGAGAAUAGUUCUGUUUCUUGUAAGGUGUAAAAUGAUAUGAGCCACAUACAGGGGUAAUAUUAGACUGCAGCAAAUACCAGUGCAGAGUGUAUCAUAUUGAUACGCAGUUAUGAGUUUUGCACUAGGAGUUUAGCAUAUAUGAUAGCUUUCACUGUGAGUGUGUGAUUCGUUGGAGAUAGAUAUAGGUACUGUUACGGUGCUGAAAUUUCUAAGUUAGAGUAUUUCGAUCUGCUCUGUGAGUGCAGCUUUCUUCUUUCAUUACUUCAUACCCCAUUUUUCCUCUUUCGUUUUUUUUUUUUCUUUCCACUUUAUUGUUAUUAAUGUUCUCAUUCUUCUGUUUCUACUUCCUUUUCCUCUUCCUCACCUCCUCAAAGGUACUGUUCAUUCCAGUGUGCACAUAUUAUGUUAAAGCCAGCUAAGGUAUUUACCUUUAACUUCUGAGUAUUUCUAAAGUGGAGAUGUUAUACUUUAUCUAAAGAACCAAAUUGUAAGAAUAGUAAAUUUUGCUCUAUUUUUAUAUAUUUAAUAGUCAUUUGUACUGAAAGCUACUUUACAGCCAAAUCAAAUAUCAAUAUAAAACAAAUAUAGACAAUUCAUUGCAUUUUUAAAUUAAGUCAGUUUUUAAACAUGAUUUUGGUUUGAAAUGUGUACUUUAUUUUUUUAUUAUUGUUAACAGUGGAGAACAAAAAAUAGACAUAGGGUGUCAUUCUGUCCUUAUUUGUUCCAAAAAAUAAAAA
Messenger RNA from Penaeus chinensis, 4664 nucleotides. It is a transcript of the gene Pgant1, whose product is annotated as polypeptide N-acetylgalactosaminyltransferase 1-like. Gene Ontology annotation, cellular component: Golgi apparatus. The record is from RefSeq and is a predicted model, not a curated record. Bases 1 to 1278 code for a protein of 425 amino acids. The transcript is spliced from 10 exons. NCBI's taxonomy places the organism in Eukaryota, Metazoa, Arthropoda, Malacostraca, Decapoda, Penaeidae.